CCUUUGGGCUCCCUACAUCAGGAUGAUUCUGUGAGUAUCAAAGAACAAACUCACACAGGUGUCAACCCCACAGUGAACAGACGAAAAAUGGGGUCAAGUCGAAGACAUAAAGGAAGACAGCCUGUCAAGGACUUUGUUGCUGUAUCAGACAUGGACCUAAAAGACGAAGUUAUAGAAAAUACCUGGGGGGAUGAGGCCUUUGAAACAAUGAAAAUGUCAUCUGCAACAGAGACAACAAGGCAGGAAAAAUUCAAAGACCAAACCGACCCAGGAUUCGAACCCACUGAGGACAUAAGAAGAAUUUGUUCAACUGUGAAUGAAGAAGAUAACACACAAAAUAUGCAGGAGGAAGGCACAAUUUUGUCAGAGAAUGUCAAAGAUGACUCUGUCAAAUCCAAUGAGGAAGUCAGUGAGAAUGUAGAUGAUGCACAUAAGAGCCAACAAGAGACACAAGAAAAUUCAGAUUACAGCGAAAACUUGCAAAUAAAAUCCAAACAGAGGAGAAGAAAGUUGGCCUCUAAUCGCAGGGAUCUCAUAAGGAAACUAGGGAAAGAAAUGGACAACAAAGACGAAACAGAGGAAAGCAACUUACAUGCAGAAUCUGAUAUAAGAAAUCUUGACAAGGUGGAAAAGGUGGCAGAGAUACCAAUAGUAGUAACAACAGAUGUAUCACAAAAUGAAAAGGCAAAACUAUCACUGAGUACUGUGUAUGAAGAACAGGAAAUGAAUGAAGCCAGCACUGUUCAAGAUCAGGAGCAAAUGGGACAUAGCAGUACCUGUGAAAUGCACAGUACAGAGAGAAAUAUGAUAUCCGGCCUAGAUGAUUUAAUGGCUCUCCUUCCUGAAGAAUCUGCCUCCUUCAGUGAGGAAGUAGUUAAUGCUAUUAAGUCUUUUCAGGUACCUGAGACUGACCCAGGAGACAGAAAUGUAGUUGUUAGUGUGGAAACACCUCCAGUAGAUGAUGAUAAAAGCACAGAGACUUUUUGUGAGACCACACAAAGUGAGAAAGGACCAAAAGACAUAAAAGUAAUACAGGGCCAAGAUACUAAUAAAAAAGAGGCUUUGAAACAGACAACAGAAGCACCUGGUGUAGCUGUGGCAGAUUUGGAAAUUGUGAAAUCUGCAAUCAGAGGAGCUGAAGAAGGGCAUAAGAAUGUCCAGGAUAAUAUACAAGAGCCAAAGGAUGUGAAUGAGGGAGCGCACAAUACAAACUUUGAGGUGAAGACUUCAAGUCCAAAUCUAAAUCAGACAAACAGGAGAAGAAAGUUGGGCUCUUCACGUAGGAGUCAAAAGAAGGAGGUGGAUAAUCAGGCAACAGAAACAAAUAUAGGAGAUGCAAUGACUGAAUGUGUCUCUGGCAUCAAAGAGAAAGAGCUACAGCUUCAGAAAGAACACAAAGACGGUGACUCUGAACCAGGGAAAGAAAAAGUUUUUGAAACAGUGGAGUACAGCCACACUGGUGAUUCUUACACAGAACCUCCGAGUCACCAGACAGUUGAAGAAAAUCCUGCUGUCUCAGGCCAGCUGGUUGAAACAGAGCAUCAUCUGACUCCAGAAGAUAUCCCUGUAAAACUAGCCACCUCUCCCAAAUAUGAAGCAAUGUCAGAAUUAGCAUAUGAAGGGAGAAGAAGAAAAUUGGGAUCUCACCGGAAGUCACAUGGACACCAAACUGCAAGAGAGGGCAGAAUAAUAGAAGCAGAAACUGGGAGAGAUGUCAAAACAAUCACGGAUAAGAGUGGCAUCAAGACCUUGGAAGAGAACAGAGAAGAAUCAGAGGUUAUUGAAAGUGACAAGAAACCAUCAUCCAACAUCAGCAUCUCAAAGACAGGAGAGCCUGUGAGUGAGAGGAUUUCAGUCCAACACCAUUAUGCUGAAGUCCGCCUGGGUCAAGAGAGUCAAAAAAGUCUUUCUUUAGCAGAUAAUUACAAAGGAGCAAACCGUUACAAUGUGGUCAUGAUUGGAGACAGCAGUGUGGGCAAGACCUCCUUCAUGAAAAGAGCUCAAAGUGGGAAGUUUUCUUUUGAUUUACCUGCCUCUGUUGGUCUUGAUUCAUGCUUGUGGAAUGUGGUGGUGGACGGAAAACCUGUGGUGCUACAGUUGUGGGAUACAGCAGGACAAGAAAGGUUUCACAGCAUCACCAGACAGAUAUUUCAUAAAGCGCAGGCAUUUCUCUUGAUAUAUGACAUCACUUCCUCUGAGAGCUUCUUUGCAGUCCGCUACUGGGUAGACUGUAUUAAGGAAGGGGCUAUGGACGAUGUGACUGUUUUACUUCUUGGGAAUAAGAGUGAUUGUUCAGAGCGUAAGGUUGCCACUCAGGAAGGGGAAAUUCUCGCUAAGGAGUACAACUUUGACUUCAUGGAGUGCAGCGCUGCCACAGGUGAAAACGUGGUUCAGUCUUUGGAAAUUGUGGCCAGGCUAUUGAGUCAAAAAGUUGACACAACAAAGGAUGCCGUGGUGUUACGCAAAGAGCCUCAACAGAAAAAAGCAUCAGGAUGUUGCUGAACAGAUGUGAAGUGGUGAAAUCCUGCACACAGUGGACAUACUGAACUGGCUUUUCUGAAUAUUUCUGAUAUUUCUUUUGUCUUGCAAAAUGCUUCAGAUAAUUUUUCUAUAUUCUCUAAAUUUUAUCUUGUUAGACAAAUCUUCCUUGCGGAAUAUUAAAGACUACCCGUUCAAUUUCAAAUUAUCUCGCUGAUCAAUAUUUAAAGAGUCUUGUUCCAGACUGAGAUAUUCCCAUUUGAAGAUGUAAUAACUUAUGUACUGAGAAACCAUUUUUAUUACUUAAAGCACUUUCUCUUUCAAAAGUUUCUGAGGUUACUGAUUUAAAAAUGAGUUGUUUCCUCAAAGAGAAUUAUUAACUAUAUUGCACAGCUGUUGAAUGUUUGUUUGACGGUGUCUCUAUUUUAUGGAAAUUAAUGAUUAAUUUUACUUUCAUGAACAAAUAUACUUUAAAUGUGUAUAUAUAUAUAUAUAUACAUAUAUAUAUAUAUAUAUAUAAACCUUUAAAUAUCACCAUCUUUGUUCUGUCUUAACGGGCAAAUUACUUCUUGGAAGUUACAGAACAUGGUACCAAUUGUUAUUAUCAAGGGUCUAAUAAUAUCUAAUAAAUGUAGUUUUUCAGUGUUUACAAGCAACUUGUGCAAUAUGUGAGCAAAUCUUUUCAUUUUAGCUGUUCAAGUACAUAAUUUUAUUCAAUUAUUUUAUUAAGUUUAUUAUGAUUUUGUACAUUUAUCAUUUGUUCUAAAUGAUGUAGGCAAUCUGUGCACUUUCCACACAGCUGCCAGGUCAGCCAGAUAAUCAUAAAUCUAUUUUAUCCUCCUAUAAUUUAAUGAUUAACAUGCCUUAAAUCUCAAUGUUAUUUUUUUAUUUUUGUGUAUUUCCUUUUCACUUGUGUCCCUGUAUUGUGUUCUAAAUAUCUUUAAUCAAAUUGCUGUAAUGAUAUGUCUCAUGCUUAAUAAAC
Messenger RNA from Thunnus maccoyii (southern bluefin tuna), 3460 nucleotides. Its product is annotated as ras-related protein Rab-44-like. Bases 88 to 2502 code for a protein of 804 amino acids. The record is from RefSeq and is a predicted model, not a curated record. NCBI's taxonomy places the organism in Eukaryota, Metazoa, Chordata, Actinopteri, Scombriformes, Scombridae. The transcript has 9 exons. Gene Ontology annotation, molecular function: GTP binding; GTPase activity.